UCGUAAAACACUUACCACACAAGGUUACGAAACAGACGCCAUUUUGGCUCAAAUGUGAAUCGUUUGUAAGGGAAUGUCACGCUUCCACAGCGUAGCUUGAGCCAAAAUGUCCCACCCUUGCUGCAGUUCGUAGUAACCUUUUCCACGGUAGGAGGGAUAAACGAGAGCUGUCGCACAACUAGGCUACUUCUUCCUCGACUUCUGUGGACGACUGAAAAAUGGCCUAGUCGUGCCUGGAGAUAUUCUGCAGCUGUCAAAGACAUUAGCGUUUGUUUUAUGACGUGAAGUAUGCAGAAUUUUCAUGGAAUUUCAUGGCGGAAUCGUGUCUGAAGAUGAUGGGGAUUUCACCGAUUUGGCUGUCCAAUGUGUGUGAGACUGGAUGAAAGAAGGGCUCGCCCAGGAGCCCUUUGUGCUGAUUUACCUGCACUUACGAUAGAGGACCUCUAGGAAGGUUCACACAGCAUUUGGCAGGGUGGAGUUUCUUGACUCAUGGAGAAUUACUUCCAGGCGGAGGCCUUUAACCUGGACAAGGUGCUGGAUGAGUUUGAACAGAACGAAGAUGAAACGGACACACCGACUCUCUCGGAUGCCAAGUGGACUCAGAUUCUGGCCCCACCGUCACACCUUCUAUCCCUAAACCCUGCACUAACCCACUCUGACCUCAGCCCAAAGGAAAGCCCUCUCAGCUUCAAGCCACUGCUAGAUGCACAGACUUCAGAUGGCUCCUCUUUGGCUGAGGUCACUAGGUUAGAGAGUAAACAAGGGUUGGGACAACAGCCAGAGGGCAAGAGUGAGGACCGGACAGCAGAUGUUCACAGUCCUCCUCUGCCCCAGCCCAACAUUGGCAAGCUUGUGAGCGCUGAUGGGCAGUUGCCGGAGGUGCCAUCCUCCAACCAAGUGGCACUAGAAAACGGAUAUCUCUCUAGUCCCAAUCAUAGUUGCAGUACUGAGGUGUGCUUCAAGGAUGACAAAAGUCAGUCUGUUACAGACCAGCAAUGUCUUGUGGACAGUGUUCCCUGUGACAUUAGGAAGGAGCAGAAUGGUAAUGUUGAAGAAAAGGGUGUUGGUUUUCAUGAGUUCUCUGUUCCUAAGGAUGGACCUGGACAUAUACAAUCAGUUUUGACGAAGGAUGUCUCAUCUGCUGAGAUGGAAGGAAGCAAGGAUGUCAGUGGUUCACCUGCAGGCGACCAGGAAGUUGGAAUGAUGGAUUGUAAUUUGACAGUUCCAGAGGGAAGUAAUUCCAAGAAUGGAGAAACAGUAUUGCACAAAACAUCCAAUGGUGAUGGAGAAGUGGAUUGUAAGAUAGCGAAAGGUGGCUUUCAAAAUGGUGGAUUGGUUGGGAAUGAAAAUGAAGGAAAAGAUGUCUGGGAAUUAAAUCAGGAUGAAAUUAAAGUGCAAGAGAACGACCAAGAGGGAAUGCAUAAAGACCUAGUUGCUGAAUCCCCAAGGGCAGAGAUUUCCCCAUCCAAUGGUUUGAUUGUGGACCUUAAUAAAGAUGGACCCAACCAGCCUCUGGUCUCUUCAAAGGAGGACUCUGUUACAGAGGAAAAGGAGAUGGAAGAGAGCAAACAGGAGUGCAGUGAUUCAGUUCGGGGUUCAGAGUCUGGCAGAACAGCCAAACUCAACAAUAGCCGGCUGCAGCCUGUCAGCGUGCCCUAUGGUGGCGCCCGGCCAAAACAGCCUGUGAGUCUGAAACUGCAAAUUCCCCAACCUCUGUCGAGUCAAGUACAGAAUGAAUUUGGCUCUGCUGGCAAGAACAAGAACCUGGAGCCACAGUGUAGGACUGGAGACCAUGAAUCAUUGGGUGGAGAAACAGAGUGAGUGGUUAGAAUAAAUGGAGAGACUGGAGAUGCUUGUUCGGGUAUCCUCAUCCCUUUUGAGACUCCUGACAAUGACCUCCAGGCAGGUCAACAGCGAGUCCUCUCAAGGAAACCGUUCAGCUCUUUGGGUGAAGUGGCCCCUGUGUGGGUUCCUGAUUCUCAAGCACCCAUCUGCAUGAAGUGCGAGGUCAAGUUCACCUUCACUAAACGAAGGCAUCAUUGUCGGGCUUGUGGUAAGGUGUUCUGUGCUGCUUGUUGUAGUCUUAAAAGCAGGCUGAUGUACAUGGACAGAAAAGAGGCGAGAGUUUGUGUUACCUGCCACCGUGCACUCAUGAAUGCUCAAGCGUGGGAGAAUACGGGAGGUGGUUGCAACCAAAGCCCGAAUCCCAACAAUCCAUCAGAGUAUUGCUCCACUAUUCCCCCUCUUCAGCAGGCUCAGGCAUCAGGAGCCCUCAGUUCCCCUCCGCCAACAGUCAUGGUGCCUGUUGGUGUUCUCAAACAACCAGGCACUGAUGGUUCAGUUCCUCGAGAGCAACGAAGGGUUUGGUUUGCAGAUGGAAUUCUACCCAAUGGGGAAACUACUGACACUUCUAAUGAGCCUGCACCAAACCCCAAACCUUCACAACCUGCGGCUGUGCCACAAUGCUCAAGCAAUUUCUCAGGAGCCAACACAUCUGAGGUGGACCACGCCCCUGGAGCCGCGACCACAAGCCCUGUGGGUAGUUCCUUCAGCCUGAUCCCCGAGGACGGGCUUCCUCCCAUCCUAAUCUCCACAGGCGUCAAAGGAGGUACGGGAGGCCACAUCACAGACUAUGCAGUGGAGGAGAGACCUUCUGAGAUUUUGCUUAUGCAGCAGCUUGAGGAGGGAGGUCCUGAUCCUCUGGUGUUUGUGCUUAAUGCAAACCUGCUGGCCAUGGUCAAACUGGUCAACUAUGUAAAUAGGAAAUGCUGGUAUAUGACAACAAAAGGUAUGCAUGCUGUGGGUCAGGCAGAGGUAGUAGUGCUUCUGCAGUGUCUCCCUGAUGAGAAAACCAUUCCCAAGGACAUCUUCAGCCACUUUGUACAGCUCUACCGGGAGUCUCUCACAGGAAAUGUGUUAAGCCACCUGGGCCACUCCUUUUUCACUCAAAGCUUUCUGGGCAGUAAGGAGCAUGGUGGAUUCCUUUACAUCAGCCCCUCCUUCCAGUCCCUUCAGGACCUGCCGUUGCCUAACCCACCCUACCUCUUUGGCAUCCUGUUGCAAAAAUGGGAGACCCCCUGGGCCAAGGUCUUUCCCAUUCGGCUCAUGCUUCGCCUAGGGGCAGAAUACAGAUUCUACCCCUGCCCUCUGUUUAGCGUGCGCUUCAGAAAGCCCUUAUUUGGAGAGACCGGUCAUACCAUUAUGAACUUACUGGCGGAUUUCCGUAAUUACCAGUACACGUUGCCAUUGGUGAAGGGGCUGGUGAUAGACAUGGAAGUGAGGAAAACGUGUAUCAAGAUACCCAGCAACCGUUACAAUGAGCUGAUGAAGGCAAUGAUUAAGUCAAAUGAGCAUGUUUUGGCAAUGGGAGCAUGCUUCAAUGACCGGGCAGAUUCCCACCUGGUGUGUGUUCAGAACGACGAUGGUAACUACCAGACGCAGGCCAUCAGUAUUCAUCACCAACCGCGCAAAGUGACUGGUGCCUCAUUCUUUGUGUUCAGCGGGGCUCUGAAGGCCUCAUCUGGAUAUGUGGCUAAAACCAGCAUUGUUGAAGAUGGCGUGAUGGUACAGAUUACAGCUGAAACUAUGGAGGCUCUGCGGCAAGCGCUGAAAGAGAUGAAAGAUUUUAGUGUCGUUUGUGGGAAAGCUGAUCAAGAGGAGAACCAGGAGCAUGUGCAUAUCCAGUGGGUUGAGGAAGACCACAAUGUUAACAAGGGUGUCAUCAGUCCCGUUGAUGGAAAAUCCAUGGAGUCAGUCACCAGCGUUAAGAUCUUCCAUGGCUCCGAGUAUAAGGCCAACGGGAAAGUCAUACGAUGGACAGAGGUGUUCUUCCUACGAAGUGAGGACCAGACCAAUGGUCAGAGUGAUCCCGCAGACCACAGUCGUCUCGCUGAAAAUGUUGCAAGGGCUUUUUGCAUGGCCCUUUGCCCUCACCUUAAACUUCUCAAAGAGGAUGGAAUGGCCAAACUGGGUCUGCGGAUCACACUGGACUCUGAUCAGGUGGGCUACCUAGCAGGUAGCAACGGUCACCCGCUGCUUCCCCAAUACCUGAGCGAUCUAGACAGUGCCCUCAUCCCUGUGAUUCACAGCGGGGCUUGCCAGCUAAGCGAGGGGCCUGUGGUUAUGGAGCUCAUCUUUUACAUCCUGGAGGUCAUCUCCUAAAAGGAUAGUGUCCAUUUUCUCUUGCUCUCCUCUCUCUCUCAUUUGCACUUGAAAGAGCCUGAAAGCUGUGCAGGAAAACAUCCUCCAUACCACCUAUGCACCAUCUCCACUGGGACCUCUGAAUGUGGUGCUCUCUUUCGUUUCUCCUCACUUCUCAACUCCACUGUGGAAACCAUAGGCCCUGUUGAGUGGCAAACUGGAAUCGGAUCUCUGCAAAACAUGUUGUAGCAACAUUGAUCUCCUAAAACACUAGAGGGCGCCCUUCACUCUCAGCUCUAUCGGAGAGACUCCUGAAAUUGAAAAGACAGGGACCUGGAAAGGUUUGCAUUAUGGUGCACGGUUCCAGAGCCUCAAUACAAACAAAGAACGGAUUCGAGUUUCGGUCUCGCCUUUAAGCUUUAUGAAUCACCAGAUGCUUUAUUUCAUAAACAUGGACCUCCUUUUGUUUUUGGAUUUUGUUGGUGGAAAUAUUGCUCCAAAGCUAAUACAAUGUAGCCUCAUCAGAGAUGGACUGCAUAAAAAGAUUGUGGCACUGUAGUAGGAUUGAUACCUGUUACAAAUGUCAAGAACGGACCUCUGUUACAAACAAAACUCUUCUCAAGUGAUUAUUGACUUAAUAAAAUUGAACAAUAACAUCAAGCGGCCUUCAAGAUUUCGACUACAGCUUCAAGAACCACAGAAUGGCAGGUUUGGCACGAACGAAGCUCUCAGUACUUAUGCAGUGUAUUGACCUAUAGAUCAUCUGUGGUCGCUAUAUCCUUUCCAUCUUAGCCCAUCUCAUUUCUUCUCCAACCUUUUGGUGUUUAUAUAAUGUUCUCCUCCCAGUGUUUUCAAAAUGUUGUUUCGGAAGGAAUUAUGUAAUGAAUCGAUGUAAAAUAGCAAUGCAGUGCACUGGAUAUGAAGCCAUUAUUGAGGAACGAUGAGGAACACGAAGACUAACAUUAUAUAUUCUUGAAAGAUUGACUCCAUGUUAAGUUAAUCAUGAGAUAACUGGCAUGUGCUUUCUAAGCCUUAAUUAUUUCAUUAACUCCAUUGGUUUCUAGCAGUGUUGAAUGAUGUGUUACGUCCUUAAACAGACCUUUUAUGGAGCUGCUAAGAAUGUUUAUUAAUAUGCUUUAUAUGAGCGGAAAUCUGCAGGCCCUGCCUUGUAAAAAAAAUGGCCCGUCACUGAAUGGCGUUUCAGUUUGCUGUCUUUUACUGACAUUGUGUUAUAAAUAUAUAUAUAUAAAGGGUUUCAUGAGAAUAGCACUCAGCUCGUAAGCAGGAGUAAUUCAAUUAAUGUUUAAUUUGGAUCUUGUUUAAUAAUACAGGCGCUCACCAAAAAUACAACGCAAGGGGGUCUUUAUAUUCACUGUGGAUCACAAUUAUCAAUACUUUAAAAUUUCAUGAAUGUUCCCAAAAGUCAAACGGGGGUAUUGUCGAACCUAGCUAAACUGUAAGACACUGUGACUGGGUGUAUAAAUAUAAAGCCCUGUCUAGUUAACUUCUUAGCAAGAAUUAUACAUGAUAUUGAUAACUAUAACUAUAGUACACUAGUCAACAUUUGAAGUGAAUCAAAACCUUUCAUAAAAGUUGUCUUACCCAAUACAUAUUCUUGUCUUGUCAACUUUAAUUAUUUUAUAUAUUUUUUUAUCUUUUUUUUACACCACAAAAACAUUAUCUGAGGCAAUUAAUAGAAAAAAAUAUAAUUAUAAUAAGAAAAAAAAGCUAAAUAAUAAUAAUAGACACUAAACAAUAUUAAUAUUACUACCUCUUAUUAUUACACAUAAUAUGGACAACAAACAUGUACAGCCAUAUAGUAAUAUAAAGUAAAAAAAGAUCAAAACCGCACACAUUUUUUCCAAUUUAUAAAUCUAGGUAUUCUUUAACCAUGUACCAACUCUGAUUAAAAAGGUCAGUUUUCAGUUGUAAUGAUGCAGUCAUUUUUUCCAUUCCAAAAUGACUGCAACUUUAUUUUAAAUAUUAACUUCUUGAUCCACUUCAAAUGUUGACUAGUAUAUUUUGACAAUGACAAUCAAAUUGUAGCUAAUCUUUCAAUCAGAUUACACCAUUGGACAGAAAGUAAAGGUGCUAUUAUGACUUUCAAUAGCAAUGUCGCAUAUGGUUCAAUCGGAAACCCUGAGCUCAGUUUGGUGCAGGAUGUUAAAUAAGGACAGCAGGUGAACCUCAUGGAUCUAUUUUAGCAGGUCAGAGGUACAGACAUAAAUCAUUUGUUGUUGUAUUGACAGCUUUGGACUGUUCAUUAAAAUAAAUGGCAUUUUAGGAAGGUUACAUUGUCUUCCAUAUGCAUUUCAAACCACCUCUUUGCAUCCACCUUUGUUUUAUUUAUUUCCAGAUGUGCAGUAUUGUAUUACCCAAAACCCAGUCUGUGUUUUGUUGAUCAUAGCUUGUAUAUUUUGAUUUUUGAUUGCCCAGAAUCAUCACACACACCCUGCACGCUGAAACAGACAGGAACUAGUUUAAGUUCUCUGAAAUCUGAUGUUUCAGUAGACGGGUGGAUCUGCUUUCAAGGACAUAUUUGUACAAUCCAUUCAGAUUCACUUUGAUCUGUGAUGAAACGCUGUUAAAACUGACAUGGCAGAAUGGAAAUAAUUUGCAAUGUAUAAGAAGCCAAAAAGAAAUGAAUAUACAUCCUUUUCUUUAUUGUACACUACAAAUGUCAAUAAAAGCAGUCUUUAUGAAA
Misgurnus anguillicaudatus (oriental weatherfish) is the source of this 6844-nucleotide messenger RNA. It is a transcript of the gene zfyve9a, whose product is annotated as zinc finger, FYVE domain containing 9a. NCBI's taxonomy places the organism in Eukaryota, Metazoa, Chordata, Actinopteri, Cypriniformes, Cobitidae. Gene Ontology annotation, cellular component: early endosome membrane. The record is from RefSeq and is a predicted model, not a curated record. Gene Ontology annotation, biological process: endosomal transport. Gene Ontology annotation, molecular function: metal ion binding.